Messenger RNA from Sclerotinia sclerotiorum 1980 UF-70, 219 nucleotides. RefSeq lists its product with no specific name. The coding region runs from base 1 to 219 and encodes 72 amino acids. The record is from RefSeq and is a predicted model, not a curated record. Lineage: Eukaryota; Fungi; Ascomycota; Leotiomycetes; Helotiales; Sclerotiniaceae. The transcript is spliced from 2 exons.
AUGUAUAGACAAGAAGGAUUAUCACGGCAAAUAGAUCUAAAUAGUGACAGCAAUUAUCCACAAGCAUCGACAAUCGAUGAUCCCGCAACUAAUGAUGACCACAAUGGAACAAUUCUUCCCUUAAAUAUUCAAUCUCAAUGCGCACAUCUAAUCUCAAUCUUUCAUAAGCACUCUAAACUCGAAAGUUUCACCAUACGUCUAACUUGGUUUUCGCACUAG